AACGCGCACGGUGCACAGCAGGACUCUACCCCGCUGAUGCGCGCUUCGACAGACAGUUUGACGUGCGGACUUCACCAAGUUGGAAGUGCGAGAUCAUCUGCAACUUUAUCUGAGUUUACCUAAACGCAAAAGGUUCCAAAGGUUCAUCAUGGGAAAUCGCUUCAGCAGAGGGCAAGACGCCCCGGCCAACAGUGCUGCUGCCAGUGCAGCGAAGCCAGCAGCUCCACAGCCAGCAGCUCCACAACCAGCAGCUCCACAACCAGCGCAAGACUCUGGGAUAGCUCAGGCGCAGCAGGCCGUCAAGACAGAGAAUCUAGAAAUUGUGGUGGGGGAGCCAGUGACACCAGUGGCGUGUUUACCCAACGAACCAUGUAUAUCAAUGUGUUACGCCACAGACCCAGCUCCAGUCAUGCCUGAGCCUCAGAUCUCAUUCAGCGAACCAUCACCUCCAGAAAUAAAACCUGUUGCCGAAGCUCAGCUUGCUCCAGAACCAACUCCAGAGCCCGUUCCUGAACCAGAGCCAGUUUCCGAACCAGAACCAGAACCAGUUCCCGAACCAGAGCAAGUUCCUGAACCAGAGCCAGUUCCCGAACCAGAGCCAGUUUCCGAACCAGAACCAGAACCAGUUCCCGAACCAGAGCAAGUUCCUGAACCAGAGCCAGUUUCCGAACCAGAGCCAGUUCCCGAACCAGAGCCAGUUUCUGAACCAGAGCCAGUUUCCGAACCAGAGCAAGUUCCUGAACCAGAGGCAGUCCCCGAACCCAUCUCAGAGUCAGUACCAGCCCCAGCUGAUGCUCUGGAGUCUCUCCCUGAGCCAGUGAUUCCUUCACCUGUUUUGAUCGACCUAGCUGUCCCUGAUGUGACCCCCGAACCUAUUGACACUCCUCCAGCUCUCAUUACAGCCGAGGUUAAUGCAGACGAGCCCUCAGACAUUCUGAUGACCGAACAGUCUGUGGAAAAGCUGAUGGAUGGGGAGGCUGCAAUGAAUAUGGAGCAGCUUGUGAGUGAUGUCAACGAGGAAAGUGUUUGUGGACUGCUGAAGGGCUUAGAGCUAAAAGGAAAUGACCUUGUCACAGACCUCAUUCCCACUGAUGACAAGAUCCCUGAUGGCAUGAGCAUGUCCACUGAGCUGAUGUGAAACCACGGAAGAGUAAACAAGUGAAUGGAUAUUUUUUCCGUGAAACCCUCUUAACCCCUUACAUGAAUUCUGAAAGAAUCACAGAUGCAAUGUUUUUUUCCUCACUUAAGUAGCCUAAUAAAGGCAAACAGUUAUUUCUCUUUCUAAAUGAACCAAUGUGCCAAAAGAAAAAAGGUGUAUUGGUGGGGCUUCAACAGCACAGGGGUUAUGAGUGUACUUAAGUGUAUUGCUGGACAACAGAGAUCUUCCUCUAUGCAAUUUCGCCAAGCGAGAAUUUUAAUGGAUUUCUUUAAGUGAAAAAAAAAGCCAUUGCUAUAUAACAACACCCGACAGAAGAGGUUUGAAGGGAAGGUCUUUCAUGGGGAUCAAGUACAAAGCGAAAAACGUUUUUGAGGUGGAUAUGCGAGUUUACAGCACUACAUAACUGAAUGCAAAACGACAGUGAAAUGAAGGCAAGGAACAUUAGCAAUGCAGCCAAAGAUUGAGACAGUAUACGCAUACAGCUAUAUAGCAGGAUACAAGUGUCCAAUUAGCAUUUAUGCCUUAACAUAACCAUGUUUGGACUUUGUCAUACUCCUAUCUUUAUUGUGUUUUCAGUACAAUAAUGAGAUUUUUUUAACCCAAGUAGUGGCUUGCUUGUGAAAAUAAAAAUAUUACUCUACAUGUGA
Molecule: messenger RNA, 1806 nt
Organism: Centropristis striata (black sea bass)
Lineage: Eukaryota; Metazoa; Chordata; Actinopteri; Perciformes; Serranidae
Product: magnetosome-associated protein MamJ-like
Exons: 2
Coding region: 149-1138 (329 amino acids)
Source: RefSeq, a predicted model, not a curated record